CUGCGCACGUAUGCUCAUAUAGUAGCGCGCACAGUCACGAAGAUGGACAGCAAGAGCAUACGGAGUCAAAUUGUCAAACCUUUCCAGAACGUGCACUAGCACAUUUAGAGCCUGAUUUGACUGGAUGAGCGGAGAAGCUCCUGCUGCGCCACGCUUAAGCGGCGAGCUCGCGGAAGUUUUGGGUGACAUCUUCAACGAUGAUGUGCACGAGUUGGACGGCGGGCUGGGGUUCCACGAAGUUGGGCACAAUGCAGCAGCGCACGACGCCGCCGGCGCUCCCGUGGUCAGCCUGGUCCACAUGGCACCGGGCUCGCCCAUGGACUCUCUGCACCCGUGCGACGCCCUGCACAUGCCGGGGCUCCUAGAAAUGGGCGGGCGGGUCAGCGGCAGCGGCGCUGUGCCGGGUGCGCCGCUGCAACACCACCAGGGCUCGGGCAUGAUACGGAUGGGCUCGGGCAGCGCUGGGCCGGCAGGCGAGGCCCUGGGGGCCUUUCCGGCAGGCAUGCACGCCGCUGCGAACGGGCUGGGGCACAGCGGCGGCGGCGCGCCGCAGUCGUCCAUGGGCUGGGCGCCAUCCCACUCGGGGUCCGAGCUGUCCCAACACAACUCGGGCAUGUCCCGACACGACGCGCAGCCGCCGGCGGGGCACAUGCAGCCCAUGGCCAGCACCGGUGCCGGGGGCGGGUCGGGCGGAGGCGGCGGCGGUCCGGCGGGGCCGGGCGGGCCGGCGGGCUCUGCGGUGCCGAGGGUGCGGCACGGUGGAACUGGGCGCAGCGCGCCGCCGCCACCACCGGGCGCCAACUGGCCGCCCUUGCUACAGGUGUUCCGCGGCGUCAUGCGACCCGAGGUUGCGCCGCUGGCGGCGGCGGCGGCACUGCGGGCCCGCGUCACGCCGCCGCUGGUCUCGCCCGGGCUGUACUUCACAGAGGCGGCGGCGGCGAAUGGGGCGCUGGGUGCGGGCGGCGGCGGCGCGGAAAAGGGCCGGGGGCUGAAGCGAACAGGCAGUGGGGGGACGGUGGCUGUGCCGCUGGCGAAGUGGUAUCCGGAGGCCGCGCAGGACCUGACGGCGCUGCUGGAGGGCCGCAGCAGCCUGGCCGGCCGCACCGCGGUGGAGCGCAUCACCGACCGCUGCCACCCCUGCUUCCGCAACCCCUUCACGGGGCUGUCCGCGGUGCCGGAGAGGCGCAAGCUGGUGGCGGCGGCGGACUUGUGUGAGGGCACGCUGCUGGGGCCGUACGUGGGCGAGGUCCGCAGCGGCAAGAUGGACGAGCGGCUGGUGGGCGGCGACUGCAGUGGUGUGGAGGGCCUCAAAGCCGCCUUCACUCUCACCAUGCUGGACGGCCUGCAGCCGCCGCAGCCGCCGCCCCCGCCGCCGCAGCCGGGGCAGGCGGCCAACGGCAAGCUGCCCACCAAGGCGCCGGAGCCUCCCGCGCCCGACAGCCUGGUGGUGGUGGGCGACCCCGCGCUGUGCCCGCUGGCGGAGGCCAACGCGCCGCGCUUCUGGGGCUACUGCGGCGCGCGGCGGGGCGGGGGCGACAAGGGCGGCGGCGGCUUCUGCAACUGCGCGGCCUACGAGGGCCGCACCGCCAACGCCGUCGUGCUGAACUGCAUCCUCAAGGUGCAGCUGUCUAGGGUGCGGGCGGCCGCUGAGGCUGCGGGCGAGGUGGAGGCGCUGCGGCAGGGGCUGGAGGCGCUGCGAGUGGCGGCGGCGGCGGCGGCGCCCGGCGCGCUGUCCUCCGACCCGUGUGUGUAUGCGGUAGUGCCCGUGGUCGUCACGUCCGUGGCCAUCAAGGCCCGCCAGGAGGUGCUGCUGGGCUCUGGCGCUGAGGACGAUGAGACCCACUUCUCAGUGGCCGACCAGAACCUACGCCAGUAUCAAUACAUUCGCGGCGUCAUGGCCAGCAAGAAGGAGACGGAGCGGCAGCGCGAUGUGGCCAAGUGGGAGCGCGACGAGGCGGUGCGGCUGCGCGAGGAGGCGGCGGCAAGGGCGGCGGAGUCGGCGCGGCGGGCGGACGCCUUGGCGGCGCAGCUGGCGGAGGCCAGGGCGGCACUGGCGGAGGCGGAGGGCGGCCACGAGCGGCUGCAGCAGCAGGUGCGCGACCACAGCGCAGCAGCGACGGCGGUGGCGGCGGCGGCGGGGCCGCGGGUGGCGGCGCUGGAGCGGCGCGUGUCGGAGCUGGUGGCGGAGCGAGACGCGCUGCUGGCGGGAGACACGGAGGCGGCGGCGGCGGCGAUGCAGCGGCGCGCAGCGGCGGAGGUGGCGGCGCAGACUGAGGCGCUGGAGGCGGCGCGGCGGCGGCUGGACGAGCAGCAGCGGCUGCUGGAGCAGCGGGCACGGGCGUUGGAUGAGCGCGAGCGGGCGCUGAAGGAGCGGCAGAAGCGGUUGGGGCCGGGUGACGCCGAUGGUGGUGGGUCGGCUGGCGGUGGUGGGCACGCUGCGCCUGGCGUGGUGCAGCCGCCGCAGAAGCGGCAGCGCCUGCUGGGGCCGAGAGCGGAGCCGCGGCAGCCGGCGUCUGGCGCGGGCUGCGGUGCAGCGCGGCCCACUGCUGGCAUGGCCUCCAGGCUGGUUGCGAGGGCGCUGACGUCAGCCAGGGCAGGCGCGCCAGCCGCAGCAGGCGCCGUGGCGACCGCAGCUGCAGCGGCAGGCCCCAGUGCCGGGGCCAGGCCAGCAGCGGCAGCAGCAGCGGGCCCAGGCCCGGGCUCGUGGAGCUCCCGGGCCGGUGACGUGGCGGUGGCCAGGUUCACGGCGGCCGCGCGGCAGCAGGAGCAGGCGGUGGCGGCACUGGUCGCUGCGCUCAGCCGGGCGGAGCAGCGCGCGGCAGCAAACGUCAGGGCCGCGGCGCGGGCGCGAGCUGGGAGCGGGGCGGCGCAACAGGCGCAGGAGCAGAAUCCGAAUGCGGAGGCGGGCUGAGGCGAUCGUCAUGGCGGUGGAACUGCAGCUGGAGAACGUUUGUUUGGGGUGUGCGUGGCCAUUUGCAUGGAUGAAAGGAUAAGCAGUAGCCUUCGGUUGCAGCGGGUUUUGAUACUUAACAUGCAAACGCAGAGCAUGCAGGACAGACCUGCUUUGCAACGCACUACAUGAUACGAGUGGCGUGGCCUGUACAGCACGCCUGCACAGGUACAAGUUGAUUCGCCGGGGUAUUUACGCAUUGGGCCUUGGUUGGGGCUUCCAAGAAGAGUAACGCCUUGAACGAAAGUCAAGAGCGCGAAGAGUCAGAACCAGCAGUAUCAUACGUUGUUGGCCUAGAGAGAUGUGUGACCAGGCAGGGGCUAAGCGGUUUGAACGUUGCAUCGCCUACACUCCCGUUACAUCUCUCUAAACGCAAUUGUCAUAUUCGAAUU
This is a messenger RNA of Chlamydomonas reinhardtii, 3342 nucleotides long. RefSeq lists its product as uncharacterized. The record is from RefSeq and is a predicted model, not a curated record. Lineage: Eukaryota; Viridiplantae; Chlorophyta; Chlorophyceae; Chlamydomonadales; Chlamydomonadaceae. The transcript has 14 exons. The coding region runs from base 125 to 2911 and encodes 928 amino acids.